This is a messenger RNA of Salvia hispanica, 1236 nucleotides long. NCBI's taxonomy places the organism in Eukaryota, Viridiplantae, Streptophyta, Magnoliopsida, Lamiales, Lamiaceae. The record is from RefSeq and is a predicted model, not a curated record.
AUGCAGGAUGCUUGUGAUUCUGUAACUGUACCGAUCUUGGCUGAUAGUGGCAAAGGAACUGCAUCGUUUUUCAAGACGACUUUCAAUUGCCUAAAUACUCUUCUAGGGAUCGCAGUUCUAUCAGUGCCAUACGCGCUGUCGUGUGGAGGCUGGGCGAGCUUGCUUCUCCUCCUCAUCAUUCCAACUGCAACGUGCUACACAGGCCUAUUGAUCGAGAAAUGUAUGCAAGCCGAUUCCAAUAUAAGAACCUUUCCCGGCAUAGGUGAAAAGGCGUUUGGUGCUAGAGGGAGGCUCGUCGUCUCCAUUUUCAUUAAUCUUGAACUCUACUUGAUUGCCAUAAGCUUCCUAAUACUAGUUGCAGAUAACUUGCACAGUUUGGUACCGAAUCUCCAUGUCAGCGUGCAAGGGUUCGUGAUCAACGGGCAUCAAACAUGUAUCCUGUUAGCUGCAGUUAUAAUCAUGCCUACUGUUUGGAUAGAUAAUCUCACCACUCUAUCAUAUGUAUCUGCUACUGGGAUCGUGGCUACCGUUGUCAUAGCAGGUUCUGUAGUCUGGUCCGGGGCGUUUGAUGGCGUUGGAUUUAAUCAGAAAGGAGUGUUCCUCAACUGGAGUGGGCUACCUACUAGUUUGAGUUUGUACACACUCUGUUACUGUAAUCAUCCAAUCUUCCCUACUCUUUAUACUUCGAUGAGAAACAGAAAACAGUUCAAAUGGGUUUUGGUUGUAUGUUUUGUGAUAACUACGUCUGUUUGCGUAUCAAUGGCUAUUUUGGGAUACCUAAUGUUCGGUUCGCAGCUGAAGUCUCAGAUAACUCUUAAUCUUCCUACAAAUGCAUUGAGUGCUAAAGUAGCAACGUAUACGGCUCUAGUGAACCCUCUAGCUAAAUACGCGCUGUUUCUAAAGCCUAUUGUCGAUGCAGUAGAGAGCCGGCUGCUGUCUGCGCAUGGCAAAAGAAUCGGCAGCGCAUUCACAGGAAGCGCGCUGCUAUGCAGCACUGUCCUUGUGGCCCUAACCAUACCUUACUACGAAAUUUUCAUGUCGUUUAUUGGAGCUUUUACGACGGUUAUAGGGUCGAUAUUGCUGCCGUGUUUGUGCUACCUAAGGAUUUGUGGAGGUUGUGUGGAUCUAGGAUUUGAGUUGGUGGUCAUUAGGUGCACUGUGUUAAUGGGGCUUCUUAUCCUAGUUGUUGGUACUUAUACAUGUUUCAUACAAAUAUUUGAGAUUCUAUACAUUUAG